CAAUGGAGACCACCCAAAAUGUGAACCAAAUCAAAGCUCAGAGAGUGAUGUGGAAGAGAAGAAGAAGAAGAAGAAGAAGAAGAAACACUCUGCAGAAGUUGAAUCCUUCCCAAUCUUCUUCCUCAUGGGAACCAUUUUUCCUCCUCACAUGACUCUCCCUCCACUCUCCAGCAUCAAACCUUCACCCACAAGACUCCUCUUAUCUCCUCCCUCUCCCUUACCCAAGUCCAAUUCUCUCUUCUGCUCCAGACCCAUUAUUUCCAGCCUCAGAAAGAAUCAAACUUUAUCUCUUAAACCUUCAUUGGCUUCCUCAGGCACAAGCUGGCUGAGUCAUGCUCAACAGGGUCUUGCAGCUUUGGCUAUCACCUUGGCACUGAAUUUCAGCCCAAUCUUCCUCAGUGGCAAUGCUCUGGCUUCUGAGUUUGAUGUUCUCAACGAGGUUCCAGCCAAGGAUUCUUAUGUGGUUGAUGAUGCAGGAGUGCUUAGUCGGGUCACUAGGUCUGAUUUGAAGGGACUAUUGUCUGAUUUGGAGUCGAGGAAGAAAUUUCACAUCAAUUUUAUCACAGUUCGAAAACUCACGAGCAAAGCUGAUGCUUUUGAGUAUGCUGACCAAGUUUUGGAGCGAUGGUAUCCUUCUGUAGAAGAGGGUAAUGACAAGGGUAUUGUGGUUCUUGUCACCAGUCAGAAAGAAGGAGCGGUCACCGGUGGCCCGGCUUUUGUCCAAGCAGUGGGAGAAAAUAUUCUUGAUGCCACUGUCGCAGAGAACCUUCCAGUAUUGGCUACGGAUGAGAAGUACAACGAAGCUGUUCUAAGCACUGCUAAACGGCUAGUUGCAGCCAUUGACGGGCUUCCAGAUCCUGGUGGUCCCCAAGUUAAAGACAACAAACGUGAGUCUAACUUCAGAACCAAGGAAGAGACAGAACAGAAGCGUGGACAAUUCUCUCUUGUAGUUGGAGGUUUGUUGGUCGUCGCAUUUGUUGUUCCUAUGUUACAAUACUAUGCUUAUGUAGCCAAAAAAUAAGAAAAGAGUUAUCUAACUAGAUCUGUCUUCCAAAUUAUCACUCUUUAAAUUCAGAUGCAUAAUGUGGAGUUGUAACCAUGCUCAUGUUACAAUUGAGUAUGAGAAAAGUGAACAAUAAGAUCAUAGUUUUGGCUUGUAUAUGUAAUUCCAAAAUAUGUGCAUUGGGCUA
This is a messenger RNA of Lotus japonicus, 1190 nucleotides long. RefSeq names its product UPF0603 protein At1g54780, chloroplastic. NCBI's taxonomy places the organism in Eukaryota, Viridiplantae, Streptophyta, Magnoliopsida, Fabales, Fabaceae. The record is from RefSeq and is a predicted model, not a curated record. The coding region runs from base 125 to 1021 and encodes 298 amino acids. The transcript is spliced from 3 exons.